Fulvia fulva is the source of this 897-nucleotide messenger RNA. RefSeq lists its product as uncharacterized. The record is from RefSeq and is a predicted model, not a curated record. The coding region runs from base 1 to 897 and encodes 298 amino acids. The transcript is spliced from 2 exons. Lineage: Eukaryota; Fungi; Ascomycota; Dothideomycetes; Mycosphaerellales; Mycosphaerellaceae.
AUGGCGAGCGUAAUGAGCCAAUCACCGAUACCACCGCUGGCGCAGCAAGGCUACUACAACACUACCACUACCAGCAACCCCUCGGGUGGUGGCACGGGGCAAGCCUUUUGGGGAAACCAACAGUAUGGCGCGGCAGGGCAGAUGCAAAUGCCAUACGGAGCGGUCACCACAUCUGCGCCGACGAGCAGCUCUCUGCCAAUCCAAGCGCCGGCCGCGCUACCACCGCAGGCCUAUUCUGCCUACCAGCAGCAGCACCACGUGAGACAGAGCGGCUCUCCGCAACACACUCAGUCGCCGAAUGCCGCCAGCCACCCAACACCACCGCCGCCGACAAACCAAUACCCAAUGGCCGCCCCGCCCCUCCCGCAAACACCAGGCAGCCUCCAGCAGGGCGCCGUAAGCACCGCCGCGCCUUCCCCACGAUCCCCACUCUCGCCCGGCAGCCAGAGCAGAGAAGACGAGCGCGUGGCGCUGCUCUUUGAGAUCAACGUCGAGCUGCUGCAGGAGGUCAACAGGCUGCAGACCGAGGGACAUGGUGGCGCCAUCAGCCCGCAGCAGCUCAUGCAGCUGAGGAGCGAGGGCAAGCCAGACAAGAUGGCCUCGGAGGAGUACAUACAAUGUCUACGCAGAGUGCAGGCGAAUCUUGCUUGGCUGAUGCCGCGAGCAUCAAACGAUCCUGCAGGUCUCGCGAAAGCGCCUCCUGGCCCGGCGCACAUGACGCCGCCACCACACAUGGCGCAGUUGCAGUCAAAGUACGCGCAGCUGACAGAGCUUUUCCCUGGCUGGAAGGGCUUGGAUUGGCAACCAUCGCAAUCUGCAUCCUCCCCAGGACUCAAUGGGCCGAAUCCGAUGGCUGCGAAUGGCAUGAAUUCUGCUCCUGCUCAAGCGCAGGCAUAA